Molecule: messenger RNA, 429 nt
Organism: Acytostelium subglobosum LB1
Lineage: Eukaryota; Evosea; Eumycetozoa; Acytosteliales; Acytosteliaceae
Exons: 2
Source: RefSeq, a predicted model, not a curated record
AUGUAUAUGACAGGACUAAAGAGACUGCAUUGUCAGCAAGAGAACGAUAGCUUUGAGUCAGAUAACGAUCAACAACAACAACAACUACAAUAUAUAAUAACGAAGAGGAAUAGACUCGAUCAUCAACUACAGGAAUAUAUUGUUCAUACACCUGCUGGAGACAACAACAUCGAUACUCCCAAUUAUGUCCCUUCACCUCCUCAGGUGCCCACGUUGUCAGACGACAUUGUUGACUACUACAAUGGUUGCCACAUCAACAACAGCAACAUCAAUGGCAACAGCGUAACAAACAGAUGCCACAACACCAACAGCAACAGCAACAGUUGUAGUAGACAGACUGCACCACCACCUCUUCCUCCACCUCCCAACAUGUUCAAGCGAGCUGCAUCGACCAGUGUUAUUAAUGUUGUUAUUGGCCAACAACAGUCU